UAUAUAAAACCUCACUUCCAGUUUCCACACAGUACUUCAGUGAAUCUAAAACCUCAGACAUGGACGACCCUCGACAAAAUGGCUCCACACAUAUUCUAUCAACAACACUCCGGCUAUGGUGACAUCAAGGAUUAAUAUCGCCAGAUGAGUGGGGUCUUUUCGAUGCUCAACUCAGUCAAUCUCGGAUAAGCCUACCAUUAAGCCUUUGCGUUUUUACUAGGCUAUUUCAUGCAUUUUUACGCACGGUCGAAUCUAUCGAAUAACCGUUGAAAUGAUAGAAAAACUGAAACCAGAACUUAUGCAUCUCAGUCCUAUGGUCAACGAGUGCAAGUCCCCACAGCACGACAGUUUGACUACUUCCAUAACAGGUCGUGUCAGUGGGGAGGGGGGCGAAGCUGUUAGCGAGACACAGGAAAACACGACUGCGGCGUCGGGGGACUCAGCUGAGAGGAAGCAGGUCCCCAGGGAGCACUGCAACCGGACUAUCUUCAUUAAUGGCGUUGCCAAGGAAACGGCGUACCACAGCGAGCUAAAAAAGUUAGUACCGGUUAUCGAAUUGACCAGGAGAGGAGGGUCGGUGGAUAUAAAAGCUAGGGAGCAGACUGCAGACAUUAACCACAAGGUACAGACCACGGAGCUGUGUAGACCGCCGAUACCCCUGCCACUGGCUUCCUGGGACCCGUUGAGCGAAACUCGAAUGGUGCAGUUGAGCCCGCUCGCCGUCCCUCUCCCUGCACGAGCGAUGCUGUACAGUAACUUUGCUCAACCACUCGCCACCAUGAACAGUGGCUACGGUGGCGAGGCAGAACAGUAUGGCAUGUACCCCAGCCAUCGGAUCAAACGACGAACCGCGCCUUAUGAGAUUGAAAUCAACGAUGAUAAUGGCUCGCAGCCCAAAAUUGUGCGGCGGAUCUUCACCAACAGCCGUGAGCGUUGGCGCCAGCAGAACGUGAACGGGGCAUUCGCUGACCUCCGCCAGCUCAUCCCCACCCACCCGCCCGAUAAGAAGCUCUCCAAGAACGAGAUCCUCCGACUGGCCAUGAAGUACAUCAACUUCCUGGCCAAGCUACUAGACGACCAGGAAGGUGUGGUGGGGGGCGGAAACGUCAGCGGUGCUGAGGGGGCCUGGGCUCCCGAGGGCCAUGAGGAGAGCCUGGUCCGGGAGGAGCUCCUCCAGGGCAUGCUGUCAUCCAGCAACUCCAGCUGCGGGAGUCUUCUGGGCGGGGAUGGGAGUCCCGACAGCUACACCGAGGACCAGGACUCGUCUGUCGAGUCUCGAACGCAAACCUCCAGGGUUCUCCAUCCUCACUCUGGACUCCAUAUGGACGAACGCAACCACAGAUGACUCAGCAUUUUCCCUAUGUGGAGAAGAAAAGAGACAAUGUGAGAAGCAGGAGGUUGGCGAUUUGGAGCAUUUUUCCACCUGGGUAGAGAGGGGUCAAUAGGGUGUGUCGAAUGGCGAUGCAUUUGUGUGUACAAAUUUGCUCUUUCUCUUCUUCCUGUGUCGCUCAAUGGCUCUGUCUGUUAUUGGCCAAUCCAGAGGAGGGUGUGUUCUCUGGUUGAACAUGAGACUUUGUCACAGCUGCUGUUGUAAGCAGGUGAUGGAUUUAGAAGUCAUGAAAGUACAAACUAAGAUGAAAAUGAAGAAAAUAUUUAAAAACAGUGAAGGUGAUUCUGGAAAAAGGCAUGAAAUUGCAAAAUGGUACCUUUUCUUGUCUAAGGUGAAAGUUUGUUUAGGUACACUGCUUGACUCUAAACAAGAAUGAGAACUGUGUUCUUAAGUACUCCAGACUACUAAAUGUAAGUGACUUGUCUUCAUCUUAGGGUCCGCUAAAGUUCUUUUGAGUUCCUUUAGAACCUAACAUUUGGGGUUUAUCAAAUAAUAACGUCCAGACCUGAAGUCCAGAAAUGGUUUUCUUGCAGAUCACCUCUUAGUUGUUGGAUGGCACAGUUCAUCCCCAGCACAAAGAGUUAUUCAGUGAGAUAACUGAUAAUAACCGAUAAUCGGUCAAGACAAAAAAGUGUGAGAUCUCAGUGUGGCUGUCAAUGUUGGGAGAAGAACAAAAUGUUUAAUAGUCUACUUGUUAAUGUGAUAUUCACAUAAACUACAUGGUUGCAAUAUUUACCAUACAAAAUGUAAAUGAGAUCAUAAGUACGACGCAUGUACACACACACACACACACACACACACACACACACACACACACACACACACACACACACACACACACACACACACACACACACACACACACACACACACACACACACACACACACACACAUACCAUUCGAAGUUAACUGAGAGCCAAAACAAAGGAGGAAAUCAUUCCUGUCCAAUAACAGAACAAUAAAACAACAUUAUAAUAUCUCUGUAUCUAAAGAUAUUUAAAGACAGGUACAAGCAUUCCACUCUAAGUGUACAUAAAACAGACAAUGGUAAAAAAAUGUAACUGCUUCUUUCCCUGUAACCAUGGUACAUUGAGUUUAUCCUAUUUUUUCAUAUUCACUUCUUUCUUUUAUUGAUAACAUUCAUAAAGGAAGUGUUUUACCACUGUAUUUAACAUAAUGUGCAUGCUAUUUCAGCAGACUAUUGAGUAACCAGAAUUGGUACCUUUUAAUUCUAUAAUGUAUUAAAUAUAAAGGGUUAUUUUUUGUGUGAUAUUUUGUAGGAUAAAACCUUUCGUUGUAAAGUGAUUAAAGAGCCAUCUAUAAAUACAUGCAAUGUUAUAUCUCAGAGAAUUGUAUGAAACCACAAAAUAAAACAUGGAG
Molecule: messenger RNA, 2771 nt
Organism: Salvelinus fontinalis (brook trout)
Lineage: Eukaryota; Metazoa; Chordata; Actinopteri; Salmoniformes; Salmonidae
Product: T-cell acute lymphocytic leukemia protein 1 homolog
Exons: 4
Coding region: 272-1345 (357 amino acids)
Biological process (GO): regulation of transcription by RNA polymerase II
Molecular function (GO): DNA-binding transcription factor activity, RNA polymerase II-specific; protein dimerization activity; RNA polymerase II cis-regulatory region sequence-specific DNA binding
Source: RefSeq, a predicted model, not a curated record